GUCAUCCUGCCCUGUCAACACAACCUGUGCCGCAAGUGUGCCAACGAUGUCUUCCAGGCGUCCAACCCCUACCUGUCCAGCAGGACGGGCUCCACAGUGACCUCUGGUGGACGUUUCCGCUGCCCGUCCUGCCGACAUGAGGUGGUCCUGGACCGGCAUGGAGUGUACGGACUGCAGAGGAACCUGCUGGUGGAGAACAUCAUUGACAUGUACAAACAGGGCAGCAGCAGUAAACCUGUUCCAGAGGUGAAGACUGAGCCGAUGUGUGAGGAGCACGAGGACGAGAAGAUCAACAUCUACUGCAGCAGCUGCUGCGUGCCCACCUGCUCGCUCUGCAAGGUGUUUGGAGCCCACAAGGACUGUGAGGUGGCACCGCUCAGCAGUGUCUUCAGCCAGCAGAAGGCGGAGCUAACUGACUGCAUCUCCAUGCUGGUUGGGAACAAUGAGAGGAUCCAGGCCAUCAUCAGUCAGCUGGAGGAAACCUGCAGAGCCGUCGAUGAGAACGGUCGACGGCAGAAGUCCAAGGUGUGUGAGGUGUUCGAUCACCUGUUCGCUCUGCUGGAGGAGAAGAAAGCUGAGAUGACGGUGAGGAUCAACGGCGAGCAGGAGGAGAAGCUCGACUACAUUCGAGGUCUGAACAGGAAGUACAGCGAGCAUCUGGAAGGAAGCGCCAAACUGCUGGAGACGGCCAUCCAGAACCUGGACGAAUGUGAAAUGUCCGUGUUCCUUCAGUCGGCAAAACCUCUGCUGCAGAAGAUGGUGCAGGCCACAGACACGUCUCACCUGGACAAGGUCCAGCCUGGUUAUGAGAACAUGGAGCACUUCAAGGCCAACUUUGAGCAUCAGAGGAGAGUUCUGAUGGACAUUGACUUCAUCAAAGUUGAGGAAGAUGAUGAGGACAGUGAGGAAGAGGCAGAGCAUCGGGGGUCCGAGACAGGAAGUCACUCUGAGUCACAACAACUGGUACCACCAGCAGCAGCCAAUCAGCAGCCUUCACCUUCACUUCUCAGCUUAGCCACGCCCCCUCAGAAACCAUCAGAGACGGCACAGACAAGGAGCCCCACCCACUCAUCAUCAUCAUCAUCUUCAUCAUCAUCAUCAUUGAGUCAGGUCAUCGCCCCUCUGCCCCUUCCUCCCAACAGAUCCAUCACUCAGUCCGAUGAACAGAGUGAUCCUGAGGACAGAGACGGUCCCAAACACGUCUUCUCCUUCAGCUGGCUCAACCAGAAAUAAGAGUUUAGAACCAGCAGGAUCAGUAGAACCUUUGGAACCAGAGAACUGAACAGAACCUUGUUAACCAAUGGAUGUUUGUUAAAGUUUGUAAAGAUUUCAAAAUAAAAGAUUCUUCAGAAAUGUU
This is a messenger RNA of Austrofundulus limnaeus, 1357 nucleotides long. RefSeq names its product E3 ubiquitin-protein ligase TRIM63. Gene Ontology annotation, cellular component: cytoplasm. Gene Ontology annotation, biological process: regulation of microtubule cytoskeleton organization. Lineage: Eukaryota; Metazoa; Chordata; Actinopteri; Cyprinodontiformes; Rivulidae. Gene Ontology annotation, molecular function: zinc ion binding. The record is from RefSeq and is a predicted model, not a curated record.